AUGGCAGGUUUCACCGAGACACCCAGUUGGCCUUCGCUGUCGUGUGAGCAAUCCAGCGCGGCCGCUGUGUCGGUCUCGUACUCACCUUUUGUAGUAGAAAUGUCGUACUAUACCAUUGCUAUCCAGGCGUAUAGCAUGACAAGGUAUGUUGUUGAGAAUUUGAGGCUGGACUCGGCGGUGGUUGGAACUGCAAUGACGUACUGGCACAUAUUUGUGUCUGUGCAUGGUUUGAAGAAGGUUGAUGAGAUUGUUCUUAGUGCUGCGUGUACUUUUUUGGCGAGCAAGGUAGAGCACCACAAGGUGCGGCUGAGCGAUAUCGUUGCCCUUGUUUUCGAGGUAGACCCUGUCGGAGGUGUGAUGGAGUCUUGGCGUGAUGUGGUUGGUCAAGCAGAGUUGCUCCUGUGCUACACGCUGAAGUUUAAUUUUCAGGUCAUACAUCCUGUCAAUCGUAUUAACGAGUUAGUUUUUGAUGGUAACAAAGCUGUUUUGGAGUGUGCACAACGCCUUUUUCUUCUGUCGUUUGUAACCCCUUUGUGCACGAGAGCUUCGGCCGAGGAAAUUGUAGAGGCCCUCGUGUAUUUGGCGGCAGAUGGGGCAGAACGCCUGGAGGUUUAUGCGAAUGGCUUUAACAUCACUUCGUCUGAGCGGCGUGAUGGCAUUAUCAGUGUUAUGCUUGACGCCCUUGUUGCCAUGCGUAAGACCACCAAGUUACCCAAAAUAGAUAAUGUGAUCUCUGCGCGACGUAAAAGACUUCGUGAACAGGAGUCCACUAGGCCGUCGGUUGCCUGCUCUAGUGUUGGAACGGCAAGUACGGAUAAUACACCUUGUGCACCAUCGGUGGAGUGA
Molecule: messenger RNA, 846 nt
Organism: Trypanosoma brucei brucei TREU927
Lineage: Eukaryota; Euglenozoa; Kinetoplastea; Trypanosomatida; Trypanosomatidae
Product: cyclin 9
Exons: 1
Coding region: 1-846 (281 amino acids)
Biological process (GO): regulation of transcription by RNA polymerase II
Cellular component (GO): nucleus
Molecular function (GO): cyclin-dependent protein serine/threonine kinase regulator activity
Source: RefSeq, a predicted model, not a curated record